UUUCACAAGUGGUACCCGAAGGCAGCAUUAAACCCCGACGCCGGACAUGACAUAGGCACGCACGUAAACAUUUUGUAACUAAUAAUGGCAGCAUCAUUGGUCAGGAUUUUCUCAAAGUCGUGCAGACAGAUCUCUCGACCAUGGGGCGCGUCCCGGGCUGCAUGGAGGAGCAGGUCCACCAAUCCUGCUGCAGAUGUGUCCUCAGACCAGGCAGCUGGUGGAGUCUCAUUUCCUCCGCUUCAAACCUAUUCAGAGGAGGAGAGCAUGAUGAGGGAAGCAGUUAAAAAAUAUGCACAAGAGCGCAUUGCUCCGUUCGUGUCAAAGAUGGAUGAAAACUCUACCAUGGACGAGGAAGUGAUCAAAUCUCUUUUUGAGCAGGGUCUCAUGGGCAUCGAGAUUGACCCAGAGUACAACGGCACCGGCUCCACAUUCUUUGCCUCCAUUCUGGUGAUUGAGGAGCUGGCGAAGGUGGACCCCUCUGUGGCUGUGCUCUGCGACAUCCAGAACACGCUGAUCAACACUCUGUUUGCCGAACUGGGCACAACAGCGCAGAAGGAGCAGUACCUCAGCCGCCUGACAACUGACAUGGUCGGAAGCUUCUGCCUCUCCGAAGCAGAGUCGGGGAGUGAUGCUUUCUCUCUGAAGACGCGCGCUGAUAAACACAAGGACUAUUACAUCAUCAAUGGAUCCAAGUUGUGGAUCAGUAAUGCAGAGCAUGCAGGGGUUUUCUUAGUGAUGGCAAAUGUCGACCCCUCUUCUGGAUACAAAGGGAUUACCUGCUUCAUAGUGGACCGGGACACGGAGGGGCUUGAGAUUUGCAAGAAGGAGAACAAGCUCGGCCUGCGGGCGUCGUCCACCUGUCCGCUCAACUUUGACAAUGUCAAGGUACCAGAGAAAAACAUUUUGGGCCAGAUCGGCCAGGGUUACAAGUAUGCUAUUGGAAUGUUGAAUGGGGGCAGAAUUGGAAUAGCGGCUCAGAUGGUUGGUCUUGCACAGGGUUGCUUUGAUAACACAAUUCCUUACACCAGACAGAGAGUGCAGUUUGGAAAACGCCUCUUCGACUUCCAGGGCAUGCAGCAUCAAAUCGCGCACGUGGCCACGCAGAUUGAAGCCGGACGGCUGCUGACGUACAACGCUGCUCGUCUGAAAGAGGCGGGGAGACCUUUCAUCAAGGAGGCCUGUAUGGCCAAAUACUUCACUGCAGAGGUUGCAACCCUAACCACAUCUAAAUGCAUCGAAUGGAUGGGAGGGGUAGGCUUCACCAAAGACUACCCCAUAGAGAAAUACUACAGAGACUGUAAAAUUGGGACCAUUUACGAGGGCACGACAAACGUCCAGCUUUCUACAAUGGCCAAGUUAAUUGACAAAGAGUAUGAUAGCUGAAACCGGCCCACUGGAGCCGGACGGAUUGCAAACCUGUGUUACACUCCGUGUGCUUCCCCUCAAAUGACUUUUGGGAGUGCAUUGCUGUAGAUAUGCAUUCAUGUUUCGAGAGUUUUGUUGCACUUACAGAUGUUUGUUCGCUAUAUCACCAGUGUUUUCUCUAAACAAACGUUAA
This is a messenger RNA of Gasterosteus aculeatus aculeatus (three-spined stickleback), 1558 nucleotides long. It is a transcript of the gene acadsb, whose product is annotated as acyl-CoA dehydrogenase short/branched chain. NCBI's taxonomy places the organism in Eukaryota, Metazoa, Chordata, Actinopteri, Perciformes, Gasterosteidae. Gene Ontology annotation, molecular function: acyl-CoA dehydrogenase activity; flavin adenine dinucleotide binding. Gene Ontology annotation, cellular component: mitochondrion. The record is from RefSeq and is a predicted model, not a curated record.